Prosopis cineraria is the source of this 619-nucleotide messenger RNA. RefSeq names its product 60S ribosomal protein L35-like. The transcript has 4 exons. The record is from RefSeq and is a predicted model, not a curated record. Gene Ontology annotation, cellular component: ribosome; cytosolic large ribosomal subunit. Gene Ontology annotation, molecular function: mRNA binding; structural constituent of ribosome. Gene Ontology annotation, biological process: translation; maturation of LSU-rRNA from tricistronic rRNA transcript (SSU-rRNA, 5.8S rRNA, LSU-rRNA). Bases 151 to 522 code for a protein of 123 amino acids. Lineage: Eukaryota; Viridiplantae; Streptophyta; Magnoliopsida; Fabales; Fabaceae.
UAAAAAAAAAGUGAGAGAAAGAAAUCAGAGCCUACGAAGAUAAGCGCACGACCAUAUAAAAUCCGAAACCUCAAACAGCAACCAUUAGGGCUUUCAUUUUGGAACGAAGAGCCGUCACUGCUGCCGCAACGCUCGGUUACGCACAACGCAAUGGCGAGGAUCAAGGUUCACGAGCUCAGGCAGAAAACGAAGUCUGAGUUGCUCAACCAGCUCAAGGAUCUCAAGGCUGAGCUUGCUUUGCUCCGCGUCGCUAAGGUCACCGGUGGUGCUCCCAACAAGCUCUCCAAGAUAAAGGUAGUGAGGUUGUCCAUUGCCCAAGUGUUGACAGUGAUUUCUCAGAAGCAGAAGUCCGCAUUGAGGGAAGCCUAUAAAAACAAGAAGUACUUGCCUCUAGAUCUGCGCCCAAAGAAGACCAGGGCUAUUCGCAGGCGGCUUACCAAGCACCAGGCUUCACUGAAGACUGAACGACAGCAGAAGAAGGAGACAUACUUUCCUUUGAGGAAAUAUGCCAUUAAGGUGUAGGACUCUUGGGGAGCAAUCUUGUAGUACUUUUCAAGUUUUGAUACGUCUCAACUUUUAGCUUCGGCUUUGUGGUAUUAUUAAUUUUUUGUGGUGUUAA